Molecule: messenger RNA, 621 nt
Organism: Penicillium soppii
Lineage: Eukaryota; Fungi; Ascomycota; Eurotiomycetes; Eurotiales; Aspergillaceae
Product: cysteine hydrolase family protein
Exons: 4
Coding region: 1-621 (206 amino acids)
Source: RefSeq, a predicted model, not a curated record
AUGUCUUGCCCUUCCCCCACUGCUAUCGUUUUGAUUGACCCGUACAACGAUUUUCUCCAUCCCGAAGGAAAAUUGACAUCCGCUCUAACAGACCUGGAGGAGAAACAAACAAUCCAGCAUAUCAAGGAGGUUGUUGCGGCGGCUCGCCUCCACCAUAUUCCUAUUUUCUAUGGUCUGCAUCAACAAUGGACCCCAAACCACUAUCAUGGAUGGCGCCAUAUGACUACCAGCCAUGUACGACAGCAAAAAGUACGCCUCUUCGAAGAGGGCAGCUUUGGUGCUCAAAUUUACGAGGGUCUUGAGCCGGACUUCACGAACGGCGAUGUGCUUGUGAGCCGUCAUUGGUGCAGCGAUUCCUUCUCGAACACCGAUUUGGACUUCCAGUUGCGUCAACGUGAGGUCAAAAACCUCGUCUUUGCAGGGUUAACUGCCAAUACCUGUCUGGAGGCCACCGCACGCCACGCGUACGAGCUUGGUUAUCAAGUUACGAUGCUAGGCAAUGCUACUGCUGGAUGGUCUAAAGAGCUUACUGAUGCUGCGACGGAAUUGAUUUGGCCACUGUUUUCACAGGUCCAGACAUCGAAGGAGUGGGUGGACAGCCUUGACGCAAAGCAUCUGUGA